AUGUUCUUUCAAUGUGAUCGUAUGAUUUCAAAAGAACCUAAGAGCCAUGUCAGUAAUUAUACGGGUGUUGAUAGCUUUGCAGUGGAUCAAACUACUAAGAUAGAUAUGCAGCCACAUUAUGAACUUAUUCGAUCUUUGAGUAAAGAGAGAUCGAACAUUAAUCGGAUCGACCGAAGAUUUUAUGAAUUAUAUCAAGAUGAAGAUUCGGAGAAUGAUAAACUGGAUAAGUUGUAUUUGGAUUUUAUAAAAGAGGUUUGGAGAUUGAGCAAGAAGGUGGUUAUUCAUAAAAUGGCCAAGUUAUUUAAUGUUGAUCGUUAUGCUUUGUCUUCGUGA
Messenger RNA from Racocetra persica, 333 nucleotides. The record is from the annotation of a GenBank genome assembly. NCBI's taxonomy places the organism in Eukaryota, Fungi, Glomeromycota, Glomeromycetes, Diversisporales, Gigasporaceae.